AUGCUAGUUUCAGCCUCAGGUGCCAGGGCCAGUAACAGGGCCAGUGCCAGGGCCAGGGCCGCCGGUAUCACUACAAUGCGCCAAUUGGGAGGUGAUUCCCACAUCCUUUCGCAGGUGUAUGGCCGAGUGGAGCAGCGUGGGGAUGGCACAGACGUGUUCCAGUGGUCCCACAGCUACAGCCGUGUGUACGAGCCUCAGGGCCACUACCUCCCCACCUCCACCUUCCUCAACUUCGAAUUGUACAAUGUCGAGGCCAGAGAAAGGGUUAAGUGUGUGUCUGCCACUGAGGGUGUACCCAUCUCUACCCAGUGGCACAUCUCAGGCUACACAUACCCCAUCCAGAUUGCCCAGUUUGGCUUGGCACACUAUUGCAAACAUCUCACAGAAAACCCUCCACAAAGGGUGGUGCUGGAGGACGGUGAGGAGCACAAGGGCAAGUGGGAGGAGCAAGGGCUUACCUCCUCAGUCUCCCGGAUCCUUGACCCUCUCACCCACUCCAAUGUUCUGAAGUUCAAGACUCCAGAGACCUCAUCGAAAGGUGGUGCUAUGUUAAAACUCAGUGAGGUGUCUACCCAGAAUCUUUUAGUUUUGAGUCUCAACCUUCUCCUACAAGGCAAUGCCAGCUUUACUGUUACCUUAGAAUACAAAGAUAAAAGACCAGAAGUGUUUACUCUUCAUUAUAUCCGUUCAGAGACCUUGCUGACUGCCAAGGACCGCCAGAUAUUUUAUGGUUUAGGGAACCCUUCAGGAUGGAAGCGCAUUACACGCAACCUCCUCAUUGAUGUUCAUAAGGGUGCAGCAGCUUCACCAGCACUUCGUAAAAGGUUUAAGAAGAUUUCAAGAUCCAAGCUGAAAGUACUGGCCCUUUACCUGAAUGGCGAGGGAAGUAUUGGCAACGUCACGCUAGCAUCGGCCGAGCACCUCCACCACUUUUAUGAUGCAGCCAACUGGCUCCUUAACCACCAGGAUGAACGCGGUGGAUGGUCCAUCUCCGUCCCUCGCAAGGUGAUAUCAGGUGUGUUGGAGCUAGAUGCAGGCUGGUACUCAGCAAUGGCACAAGGUCAGGCCAUGUCACUCCUGGUGCGUGCAGCUCACCACUCUGGAGACUCUAGCUACCUCAAGGCUGCCAUACGUGCCACAGCCCUGUUCUCUGUCAAUGCAUCUCAUGGUGGUGUGCGAACCUACUUCCCUGGUGGCUUUGUAUGGUACGAAGAAUACCCCACAACUCCAUCUCUCUUUGUGCUCAAUGGAUUUAUCUACAGUCUCCUUGGACUCUAUGACCUCAAAGAGUUCUCGCUUGAAUCGAACAGCAAUGGAGCUGAGCUGUUUGCAGAUGGCAUGGUCUCCCUCAAGAAGCUGCUGCCACUCUUCGACACUGGCUGGGGCUCCUUUUAUGACCUGCGUCAUUUCACAACCCAUGUAGCUCCCAACCGAGCCCGCUGGGACUACCACACCACGCACAUCACCCAGCUCCUGCUCCUGGCUUCAAUUGAUGACGACCCAGUCCUCUCUUCAACAGCUCAGCGCUGGAAGGAGUAUAUGGUUGGGCACAGGGCUAGCCAUAACUAAGGGGUUUCUUUGUUCUUUUAAUGAUAAUGAUGAAGAGAUAUAUCGGUUGUGAUAUCGUAGUUCACUAAUAAUAUAUUUAAGUAAGAUAUUAUUUUUUACUUUUCUGUUAAUUUAACGUUGUUUGUUGCUGUGUGUAGAUUUUCCUAUUCAGAUAUUUUUGUUUUUGUGAGAUUAUAUUCUCUUGACAACUCUCUCGAGAUUAUUUAAGUCUCUGAUACGCUUUAUUUAGAUACUGACUUCAUUUCUAUUAGGAUGAAUUAGAAAAUAUUACCUCAGUUUUCACAAGGUGUUUGUGAGUAACAGUGGUGAUACCUACCUAGAGAUCAGAUCUGGAAGAUGAGCCUUUAGCAACAUUGUGAAACUUGUAUAAAUGUUUGUAUGAUUUGCUGUGAUGCAGUGAAUACUAUAUUUAUACAUACCUAUAUAGAUAUAUAUACAUAUAUACCUGAUCCUCUGUGAACUCACCAUUUCCUUAGCAGAAGAUUUAGACCAUAGUCUUUUGAGAGUGACAUGUUGGAAAAAAGAACAGUAGAAAAAUUGUUCAUUUUUACUAUACAUAAUUACUAUUGUUACAUAACUUGCUAUGUGUGUUCAUGACAUGCAUAUGUAAACACUCAACUACAUUCUUUUGUUCACCAUAGACAUGAAAACAUAAUAAUAAAAUCUUAGUAAAAACAUUCAUCUCAUAUUGUGGCUGAAGAAUCUGCGUUCUCUUGCUUCCUAGUCUCUAAGGUGAAAGUGUUGUGUCAUGAUAGGUUUGCUAUUGACUGAACAGCAGGGGAAUCUUGUGUAGUGUGUGUGUAAGUAGAAGGACAGGUGGUUACUAGAGACUAUUUUAACUACUCUGCCUUGCUAUGUGAUAUUUCUGGUAAAUAAUGAACUGGGUCCACUUGUGAAUACAAAGCUAGUGUGGAUGUUGGCAGGCAGACUUGCAGGCAUGCAAGCAUGCAAGCAAGCAAGCUAGCAGGCAAGCAGGCAGGCAAACAGGCAGGCAGGCAGGCAGGCAGGCAGGCAGGCAGGCAGGCAGGCAGGCAGGCAGGCAGGCAGGCAGGCAGGCAGGCAGGCAGGCAGGCAGGCAGGCAGGCAGGCAGGCAGGCAAGCAGGCAGGCAAGCAGGCAGGCAGGAUGGUCUGUUGGAAGGUUGAUGAAUGCUAUAAUCUCCCAUGCUGUGUUCCCAGGAGUGUCUGUAGGGUCUGCCUCUGCCAUUGUCCUCAUGUGAUCUUCCAUUAUCUUGUGGCCACAGCUCAAAUUGUAAAUGAGUGUGUAAUUAGUGUUUCUCCAAAACUUAAAAAAACUAAAGAUUGCUGAUUAGGAACUCAGCUUUAUAUUUUGAUACUCAUGUGAUUAUAUACACGUGAUUAGGAAAUGCUGUCAGGCUUACUGCCCUCUGUGGAUAAUCUGCUUUGCAAAAGAGGACUUAGUUUGUCUUAGGGCAUAAAAUCUCUAACUGAAUCUAUAACUGCUACAGUUUUACCAUUUUCUUCUAUGAAGAAACUAUUGAAAGAAGGGAAUAAUUUGUAACAGUAUUUUGGUACAUCUAGUUUAUAUUUUCCCAAACUAAAUUUGCAAAAUUAGGGUAAUUUGUUGUUGCAAAAGAUAUUUGAGUUGAUGUCACAUGCCUAUGAACAUUGCAUUUUAUCUCCCCCCAAAAAACUAUCUGCACCAUCUAAACAGUUUCCCCUUAAAUAUUUUAAACAAUUUCCCCUUAACUAUUUGCAUUGUGGUGUAAUAUUCCCUGGGCUUCCAGUAAUAAUGUGCUAAUGUACUUAGGGUGGUCUUCAGCCCAGAGGGUCUGUUAGUGUACCACCUCUUGAAUGUUUACAAACUGCCACUUAAGUUUCAGUAGGCUGCCUUAUGGGCACCCUGAGAGUGUGGUUGAAUGCCACCAUUAGGGUGUAGUGACAUGCUGUAUUAGGGACUUGUUACCCAUAGGGCUGAGGGAGUACCACCCUGAGGGUCUUUGGAUUGCUACCUAAAAUGUUGGUGUAAGUUCACCUGACGUGUUUGUCAAUUCAUUCAUCAGAACUUUGUGGACUGUCACUUCUACUUUUUAAUAUCAGAGUAAUACCCACUAAAAGAAUAUUUAAUCUGAGCUUUAGUGAAAUGUUUUAUUCUGAGUAUUUUCAUAAAAUUUUGGUAGACAAACACAUUUAUGGUAACUGCAUUUCACCUUAAAUGAAUGAUGGAUUGUCAUCAUCAAAAGUUGGUGAUGAGGUGUUACUGGUUGGCUCCAACACACUUUAUUCACCCUCACUUGUGCUCAACCCUUUAAUGCAACUGCAGUUCUGAUAGGAUAUACCCAAGAUAAGAUACUUCAACAUUAUUUCAGAUAUUACAGCUUUAACAUGUUUUUUCAUGCAUGUAAACGCAAACGGUAAGGUUAACAGUGUUCAAUUAAGUAUAAUAAAAAAGAUUAAAUGUUUCAGUGAUCUUUAAACCAUAUACAUUUUUAUGCUUGAAACACCUUGUGUCAAUUUGUAUCAGCUUCAGCCAAUCCAUAUGGAGAUCUGUAGCUAGCUAUUCAGUUUCAUAAGGUAUAAUUCCAUUUGAAAUAGACUACUGUUCCAUCCAUUUUCAACACUGCAAAUUUUUAUGACUUGCCACAUUCCUAAUUACUAAGAAGAUGAUGGGUAUUAUAAUAAGAUAUGAAAUUUGCUCCAUUAGGAAUGCACUAGAGGGUAGAGAGGUCUAGUCUCUCUCAGUGCAUCAUACCAUGAAUGUAAGGUUUGUUCAGAGUAAUGAUUAGUGAACUACACAUGAGUUGCAGAUAUUUCAUCAAUUUGGUCUUCCAGUGUCCUGUGUACAGAUGAAUAAAUAAUAAAUAUAUAUAUAUAUGUUAAAACCUAAAGGGUCAUACAGCUAAGCUGCUGUUGAUUCCAGAGCUAAAACUCCCUCAGUGUUUUGUAGAUAUGCUUUUGUAGGAUUUCUAUACUAUAUAUAUAUAUAUUAGUGUAAGGUCGAAUGUUUUGAAAUGCCGCUAGAAGUAAUCAAAAUUCUUCUACUGUAUUUGUUAAGACAAUUCAGAUUAUUCAAAGGAUGACUCAACAAAAGUAGUGCUGUAGCUGCAAUUAGCUGGUAUUAUAAUAGGACAAUUUACAGAGUCAGUCAACAGUUUACAAGUGAUAGAAUUUUGAUUAUAUAUUGGUUGUAAUAGUUGUUGUAUGUCAACUAACCUGUAAAAAAGUGUUGUACAUAGCAUCCACAUUUAUAUCUUCCAAAGUGUGCUCUGUGACUCUUGAAAAUAUUAUUUAUGAGGCUUAUAUCAGAUUUUGGUUUUAGUACAGCUGUUUCUAUAUCUGUGUUUAUUUUCAUUAUGCAGUCAUUUUAAGUUAUUUAAGUGAUGGGCCAUCACUGGUGAAAAAGCUGUUGAGGACAUCUAUUAGGAAAUAAGAUGUACAAUGUAAGAUGUAUCCAGUAUGUCAACUCUGGCCAGGAGAGAUGUUAAUGGGUUCUGCGCUGAUAAGCAGAUAAUGUCGGAAAGUUCCAAAACCACCCUGUUGGUGAUUGUUACCAGUGACUGAGAACUGAGCUUCAGCCAUUAUUAAUUCCUAGAAGAUGAUUUCUUGCAUUGCUACAGUAGAGUCAAAGAAGUCUUGGUAAAGGGUUUAUAUUAUAAAUUGUUUUUAGUUGAACAAUGUGGAAGAGGAUUUACUUUAAAUAAAUGAAGUACUGUAUUCUUGUCAGACUAGCCAUCACACAUAUUCUGAUGGUGAUUUGCAGUUUGCAGCUAUAGAAGUUCUGCAAAUCAUUAUUUGUAAUGCUGAGUAUUAAGUUUCUGGGGCUGGCAGAAAAUGCAUUUCCUUUUUUGGGAUUUAUAAGUUUGUCUUUAAACAAAAGAGCAAUUAACUCACAUUUUUUGUUUUUAGUAUUUUAGUGUAAUAUACAUUACCUCAAAGCUUUCUGCUUUUAGAUAUACAUGCCAGAUAUGAAAUUGUGAUUGAAUAAAAAUAUUUAUUUUA
Messenger RNA from Penaeus chinensis, 5527 nucleotides. It is a transcript of the gene Hsepi, whose product is annotated as D-glucuronyl C5-epimerase B-like. Bases 1 to 1569 code for a protein of 522 amino acids. Gene Ontology annotation, biological process: heparan sulfate proteoglycan biosynthetic process. The transcript is spliced from 10 exons. Gene Ontology annotation, molecular function: heparosan-N-sulfate-glucuronate 5-epimerase activity. The record is from RefSeq and is a predicted model, not a curated record. Lineage: Eukaryota; Metazoa; Arthropoda; Malacostraca; Decapoda; Penaeidae. Gene Ontology annotation, cellular component: Golgi apparatus.